This is a messenger RNA of Apis mellifera (honey bee), 2213 nucleotides long. RefSeq lists its product as uncharacterized. The record is from RefSeq and is a predicted model, not a curated record. Gene Ontology annotation, cellular component: presynaptic membrane. The transcript is spliced from 4 exons. The coding region runs from base 1380 to 2213 and encodes 277 amino acids. Gene Ontology annotation, biological process: clustering of voltage-gated calcium channels; neuron-neuron synaptic transmission; neuromuscular synaptic transmission. Lineage: Eukaryota; Metazoa; Arthropoda; Insecta; Hymenoptera; Apidae.
UAAUUUCUUCUUCGUAAAAAGAGAGAAAAAUAUUUAAGAAGAGUUAUUGAUAUCAUUUUAUAAUAUGCAUUUAUCAACACUCCGAUUAUAUUAUCACCUGCAUCACCUUGAAACAUUAAUAAAUCUAACAUUAAUAGAAUAAAUGCACAUGCUUUUCCAUGCAUAUUUCAAUGCAAUUUGUAAGGCAAUAAUUCUACAAUUAACAUCUUAUCUUUUGCAUUUAUCGAAACUUUAACUAUUCUUUCAAGUUCAUUAUACUCGUGACGUCGUUUAUACCGCCAUAAAAAUGUUGUCAUUUUGUAAAUUUUUACCAACUUUUCUCUCCCAAAUAUCAAAUGAUGAAUUUUAAUAACAAGAUUCCGAUAAAAUAUUCGACAUUGUAAAAAUUCGUCCAACACGAAUUAUAUCGGAGGAAUUUCUCCGUUUCAAUAAUAAAAUAAGCGAAGUAUUGCAGUUUCAACUAAAUCUCUUUCUUUCUCAACGCGAUCUCUGGAUUCUUCAAGAUUUUUCAAGAUGGCCAAGUUUCUUACUUUGUAAGAGUUUCUAAGAGAUUCGCAACUUUUGAAUGAUUAAUUAGAAACGUUCAGAUUUAAGAUUACAUAUAUUUAAUCGUCUGGAUUAAUAAUAAUUAAUGAAUGAAGAAAGAGUUGUAAUAAUGCUUCUAUUGAUUUUAUUACCAAAGUAUAAAGCAUCUGUUUAUGAGAUUAUGACGUUCAGAAAUAGAUUUUAAUCUCAUUGAUCUGUAUAAUUGUCUCACUUAUAAUCAAAGUGAAUGACAUUUUGUUUACCUGUAAAGGAAAAAUGAUAAAAUGUUAAAAAAAAAUAGACACUCUAAAUAUAAGAAUAUAAUGUAAACCCGACCAAUUGAAAGAUUGGAUACAUCGAAUAUAUAAUAAACGAAGAAAAUAUUCUUCAAGUUUGCAAAUAAUAUAUGAAAAAUAAAAUAGAUGAAGAAAAUUCAUAUAUCUUGUAAAAACAUUCAUUUCAAUCCUCUAUCCUUUUUUACCACAUUUUUUUUAUCGAUAAUUGUUACUAAUUUGACAAAAUUUAGUAACUUAUCUAUUCGCAUAUAUACUUCCUUGUGCAUAUGUUUCGGCAGAUGGUGAUCAAACUAAAAAUAAUUCUGUUUAUUCUAUGCAAAUGUCUAUCCACAGGAUCAUAUCUAUCCCUAAUGAAGUUUAUCCCCAAUUGAUUCGAACGCUAUUUAGAUACGAAUGAGAAAAAUAUACCAAGUACGGAUUUUGCGCAGACGUAUUAUUCACAGUGCAACGACGAUGGAAGUUUAGUUUACUUUAAAGUGUUUGACUUAUCACUAAUAUUAAACGGAGCGUCCGAUCGUCGUGUCGCAUAAGUGUCCGGUAUCUUCAAUCCUUGAAAAUAUGUUAAAUUUGAGCGCGAGGAAGGCAAAGAGUUUGAAUGACAUUUUUGAAGUGUUCAAAAAGGGCGAUUAUGCCGAGUCGAGGGUGUCUUUUAACGAGGAGAUUAUUAAGGAACAUUUUAAAAAAUUAAAUCAGGCAAAAAAGGAUAUUUUUCUUUCUCUGGGAAACGAUCUACAAUCGAAAGAUGAAGAAAGUGAUUCGAAUAUUAGUGAUAUGGACGAGAGGAACGAAGAGAAGGAGUUGAAAAAAUUGAAAGAAUCGAAAGAUUCUUUGAACGAAGAUGAUCGAGUAAAGAGAGAUUCUAGGAUCGAUUUUGUCAAUCGAAAAUUGAAGAAGAAGAAGAAACGAAUUUUAUCGAUGAUCGAUGUUUUUCUGUCAUUUAAUUUUAUUGCUCCGAUGACCAUCGGCUUUUGGAGAGGAACAUGGACGUUGAUGGACAUUUAUAAAGAUAAGUUUCCUGAAUUGUUCAUAUUUUUUAUGGGUUUUCUGGUGCACGUAAAUUUUACAAUUAUGAAAAAUUUCAUACACGCUCAUAUCGUUAAAAUAUGGAAAAAAAAAACCUGGCUGAGCAAGAUCUAUUGCAAGAGCUUCCAAAUUCUGUACACAUAUAUCUUUGGAAUUGCUUGCAAUAUGCAUUGGAAAGGUUCCUGGGCUAUUUUCGAUUACUUCUUCUUGAAUCAUAUUUGGUUAAUCGUAGGCGUCAGUAUACUCGUAACGAUAAGCUUGAUGUUUUUACGAUCCUUUCGAAAUGUUAUUGCACCUCCACUGGUAAUUGCAGUGGACAAACUCAUCUUCGUUUUCUACUUUCCAACAAGAUUUAAAUUGGUAAGUUAA